Mus musculus (house mouse) is the source of this 2221-nucleotide messenger RNA. Its product is annotated as predicted gene 17175. Lineage: Eukaryota; Metazoa; Chordata; Mammalia; Rodentia; Muridae. The coding region runs from base 1 to 501 and encodes 166 amino acids. The transcript has 6 exons. The record is from RefSeq and is a predicted model, not a curated record.
AUGGGUUCCCAAGCAGGGUCUGCUGGGGAGGUAUCACCCCAAGCCCCCACCAUCAAUGAGCAGGAGAAGAGACAGGAGAGGUUGGAGAAGCUCAAAAGAGAGCUCCAGAACAUAAAAAAUGCCAGAGACAAACUUCAGGGAAUCCUGGCCUACUACACUAGAAAGGAUUUAAAUGACAGGAUCAACUUUGAGACAUUCAUGCUUGAGAUGCAACAUGACCAGGUGAUGACUGACCUGAAGAGAAUGCCCCAGGACAUCAGUGAGGCCUUGUCCAAGUGCAAGCAGUUGACUAAAGAAAAUCAGUUCUACUGCUUCAGGAACUGCCACCUCCUGAUUGAAUCUAACCUCAUCCAGCACAAAGUCAGGAUGUUGUGGAAGGAGAACAGACAGCUGCUAAGGGAGCCGAUUGCAUUGGAAGAAUGCAACAUAGAAACAAAAAUACUAUGUAAGGAAGGCAGCCAGAGGAUCAAAGACCACUAUACUAAGCAGCAGCAGGUCUGAAAUAUUCUGCAGAAGCUCAAACAGAUCAGAGACCAGGUCAAGAUCUUGCUCAGACACAACUGUUCACCAGGAGCACUGGGUGUGCAAAGCAAAUUAAGCACCAUUGUAUCUAAUCCUUGUACCCAUGGCAAUCUUGGGCUGCAUUUUCUUCUUUUUUGGUUUGCUAUGGGUAUGAGGCCUUUAUUUUGUCUAGCGUCUGGUCCAGCAAGACUGCCUGUUUGAAAGGCUUCAGAGAAGUGCUGAGAUGACAUCAAGAUCUGCUCGGAAUCCAGAAGGGCUCUGAGAAUGCCAAUUUUGGCUGGUCGUGUUGGGUCAUCUAGAAUUAUUUCAUGGUGAUCAGUCAAGUGAAUUUGAAAAACUUUGAGGUAUCAUCUGUAACAUCUCUCGUGUUAGCCUUGGAAGGACUAGUCCAUCAGCAGAACACCCACCCCAAUGAGGCAUGCCUAUAUUCAUCCUGAACAGAUUAUUACCAUCAGUGACUGCCUUUGCACUAUUUCACCAAGACUGCUGCCAUUGCUCUUCCUUCCUUUCUGGAUGUCAAUGGUAAGACCACAUUGCUGAAGAAGAUGGUAUCUGGCACAGCCAUCAAUUCAGGCAUGUAUCUCAUUAUUUUCUGUGUGUUGAGAACAUAUCUAUUACUCUUUAGCAGUUACUUGGAGAUAUUUGGCCCAUUGCAACCCACCAAAUUUCUAUAGAAGAGGUAAUCCCUUGGUAGCUGAGAUUGCAUCUCCCAGAACACCAUCACCCUCCUAAAAUCUGGCAACUGAUAUUCUAACUUCAGCUUCUCUGAGUGGGCUAAACUGGAGAGGGAGCCCAGGGCCUCAUGCACACCAAGCAGCAAACAGUACAAGAGAAUACACUACACUUCACCAUAACAAACCGCACCACACCUCACUAUAGUAUACUACACUAGAGAACCCCCAGUCCUCCUGUUUCUCUGAGAUCAACUUUGUUUCUUAGCCCUUUCUCAGCCUUCCUGAAUGGAUUAUCUACCCAAACAAGGUAAAUGUAAUAAAACAAAGUGAACAUUUUCUACCUUCAUAAUCCACAUUGAAAUUUGCUGUGAACACUGUGCAGAGUUCAUGACCACCAGGAACACCUGGCCUCCCUUAGCCCCAUUGCCACUUACUGGCUUCCCUCUCCAUUUUUUCUGUUCUCUUUUCUAAUCUGAGGAUACAGCCUUGGAUAUUCAGAUUUUGGGUACUUUGUCCUUUCCUUCAGACCUCUGUAUUUGCUGUGUCUCCCCUUAGGACUCUGUACAUCAGGCUGAGUACUUAGUAGAGCUGUUUCUAACUCUGCAUCAGCAGAUACCCAUAAGAGCUUCUGGCCCUCAGACAGGUGGUUCUUCAAAGCUUUAGAGAAGAGAUGUGACUCUGAAGAACACCCUAACUGCUGCAGAUGGAUGGCUGCUGAACAAACUCCAUAACUAGUUGUCCCAGGAGGGUUUUGGGACUCCUCCAAAUCUGGCUGCACUGCAGCUUCUCCUACAAUUCAAUGUGGAUGCCUUACAGGUUAAGAGGAUCAGUCAAGUACCAACAAGGUGACCACAUGGCCGCAUCCAGAAAGGCAUGGUACAGGAGAAGCUGAAAGUCCUACAUGUUCAUGUGAAGGCUGCUAAUAGAAUAUUAAUGUCCAGGCAGCUAGGGUGAGGGUCUUCACCACACACACAGUGUCCCAUAUACUCUAACUUGGCCACACCUUCUUAUAUUGCAACUCAGUG